This is a messenger RNA of Fusarium pseudograminearum CS3096, 1362 nucleotides long. RefSeq lists its product as uncharacterized. Gene Ontology annotation, biological process: glucose 6-phosphate metabolic process; intracellular glucose homeostasis; glycolytic process. The transcript has 4 exons. Lineage: Eukaryota; Fungi; Ascomycota; Sordariomycetes; Hypocreales; Nectriaceae. The record is from RefSeq and is a predicted model, not a curated record. Gene Ontology annotation, cellular component: mitochondrion; cytosol. Gene Ontology annotation, molecular function: glucokinase activity; D-glucose binding; fructokinase activity. Bases 1 to 1362 code for a protein of 453 amino acids.
AUGGCAGACUUCAAGGCUUACCUCGACGAGCUCGAACAAGACUUUUUGAUCGACACAGCAAAGCUCAAACAUGUCACGAACCACUUUGUCCAAGAGCUGGAAAAAGGGCUGAGCAUAAAAGGCGGAAGCAUCCCGAUGAAUCCGACAUGGGUAACCAACUACCCAGAUGGUAAUGAGAAAGGCAAAUAUCUUGUUCUGGACAUGGGAGGAACAAAUCUUCGAGUUUACUCCAUCCAACUCACUAGCGAAAAAGGGGGAUUCAAAGUCAAGCAAGAAUCACACAAGCUCCCAGAAGAGCUCAAGACUGCCACAGCUGAUGAACUCUGGGACUUUGUCGCAGGAUGUCUCGAAUCCUUCCUGCAAUCUGCAGACUUUGACCUGAGCACCGAGACAGAUCUGAGCUUUAUCUUUUCGUUCCCAACAACACAGAGGACGAUAGACGAGGGUAUCUUGCAGAGGUGGACAAAGGGUUUCAACAUUUCCAACACUGAAGGAAAGGAUGCUGCUGAAUCAUUAAGACAAGCCAUCAAGAAAAAGAAUCUCCCACUCAAAGUCUGUGUUGUAACAAAUGAUACAACCGCGACAAUGAUGGCCUCGGCCUACCUCAACCCUGACACAAAAAUCGGCUGCGUUUUCGGCACAGGCUGCAACGGCGCUUACUUCGAAAAGGUCGGAGCCAUUCCCAAGCUCGCAAAUGACAACUUAGAUGGGGAGUCAUUUAUGGCUAUCAACUGCGAAUGGGGGGCUUUUGACAACGAGCAUGCUGUACUACCAUUGACCUCGUAUGAUAUUGCUAUCGAUGAAGACUCUCCAAGAAAGGGACAACAGGCCUUUGAGAAGAUGGUGGCAGGACUCUACCUCGGAGAGCUAUUCCGUCGCAUCAUCCUGGAUAUCCAUCAAAGGGAUCCACAUACCUUCUUGGAGGGUCAGAAUAUGGAGAGAUUAAUCGAUACUUAUUGUCUUGACUCUUCUUUCCUUUCCGCUAUUGAGGAGGACGCAUCAGAUGGUCUACGAGAAGCGUAUGAGACAUGCGUUUCAAGCCUGGGAAUCUCCCCAACUCUCGCCGAGCUCCAAUUCAUGAAAGCAGUCGCUACGCUCAUCACUACCCGCGCCGCUCGUUUGUCAGCAACUGGCGUCGCGGCCAUCUGUCAGAAGCGUGACCUGCAGCAAUGUCACGUUGGAGUAGAGGGCUCGUUGUUCGAGAAGCAUCCCCAUUUUCAGCUGGAGUUGUCAAAGGCUGUCGGCGAGAUCCUUGCUCCAGUUGCUGAGCCUGACUCAAGAAAGAGCAACAUUGAGUUUAUGCUUUCACCGGGUAGUGGUGUGGGUGCAGCUGUCAUCGCUUCAACCUUGAAAAAGAGGUGA